Molecule: messenger RNA, 1062 nt
Organism: Cladocopium goreaui
Lineage: Eukaryota; Dinophyceae; Suessiales; Symbiodiniaceae
Source: the annotation of a GenBank genome assembly
GCGCUGAAGAAACUUCCUCACAAGACGCUGAGGACACAUGUACGUCCCAGGAUGGUGGACCAGGGCGAGGUGCCGACGGUGCCGACGAAUCCGGUGACCUCGACAGCCGAAGGAGGGCUAGGCGUUGGUGCCAGUCCUGGUGUGGGUCAUCCUGAGCCUUUGGAGGGCUCGGCCACCGAAGGCACGGCGCCUGCGCCGGUGGCAACAGUUGCGCCGGUGGCAACCGUGGCACCGGUGGCGACCGUGGCACCAGUGGCAACCGUGGCACCGGUGGCAACCAUGGCACCGACAGGGGAUGGAAGUUCCACCUCUGGCGGAACUGAGACCAAAGGCCAAAGUGGGUUGCGAGGAAGUGGAUCAAGUGGGUCAGGUACUUCGGAUGGUGGCAACGGAGAAUCAGCAGGAGUAGGUGCUGGUUCCGAUGCUGGCGGCAAUGGAGGAUCAGCAGGAGCAGGCGCUGAUACCGAUGCAGGAGCAGGCGCCGGUUCAGAUGGUGAUGGCAAUGUAGGAUCAGCAGGAGGCGCUGGUUCCGACGCUGGCGGCAAGGGAGGAUCGGCAGGAGCAGGUGCUGAUACCGAUGCAGGAGCAGGCGCUGGUUCAGAUGGUGAUGGCAAUGUAGGAUCAGCAGGAGGCGCUGAUUCCGACGCUGGCGGCAAGGGAGGAUCGGCAGGAGCAGCCACUGGUUCCGAUGCAGGAGCAGGUAGUGGUUCUGAUGCUGACGGCAAUGGAGAAUCAGCAGGAGCAGGCGCUGGUUCGGAUGCCGGUUCAACUGUCCCGGCAGUUCCCCUUGCGACUGUGCCUCCAGAGAAGGACGCAGCGACACCUCCGGACAACCUCCAUGUGCAGUUUCCCAAGGUCACCGUGCCACUGAAGGUGCAAUUCGAGCAUGUGCUUCCGAAGACCCUGGCCAUCAGCAGCUUUCACAGGAAGGUCUCCCAGAGAGGCGGCAAGAUCCAUUUCGAGGCCAGCCUUCAGUCCGGGGAACCCUUACCAAGUUGGCUGAGCUUCAAACACGAAUUUACCCAGAAAUUCAUGGUGAAGGGCGAGCUUGGCCGCCGGUGA